Botrytis byssoidea is the source of this 1695-nucleotide messenger RNA. RefSeq lists its product as uncharacterized. NCBI's taxonomy places the organism in Eukaryota, Fungi, Ascomycota, Leotiomycetes, Helotiales, Sclerotiniaceae. The transcript has 8 exons. Gene Ontology annotation, molecular function: ATP binding; ATP hydrolysis activity. The coding region runs from base 1 to 1695 and encodes 564 amino acids. The record is from RefSeq and is a predicted model, not a curated record.
AUGGCGCCUUCUACCAAUUCAGCGAAAGCGGACGACCAAACUGAGCCUCCUUCAAUCGGAAUCAAAAGGGUAGAAACAGCUCAGGAUAGCAAAGCGCAGAGGCUCUUGCGUGUAGAUCAAAUUUAUAGCAGGUACGUCCUUCGAUCUCCCUUCACUCGCCGACCAAUACCAAUGCAACCACAGAAAGGACCGGCAGACACACUUCGUAUGCUCGCGGAAACAGAGGUAGAUAUCAAGUCGGUUCUACUGAAGGAAGUACUUCUCGAAAUCUUUGAUGGUGUCGAGGGACUCAGUCUAAAUAAAACCCCUCCCAUGUGUUCGCCCGAAAUACUUUUCCAUGCCAAAGAUGCCCUGACAUCAAGAAAAGCAGAUGAGAAAGAGAAAGACGAUCCAAACCAAACUCUGAUCAAUGAUAUUGAGUCGUUGCUUAAUAAUGGUGAAAUCACAUUUGACCUGCUAUGGGCUUUGAUGAAGCCAAAAGAUUACGUGGUUUCUAUACAGUUUAGGCUUACAGGCCAAAGUCAAGCUUUGAGUGUUGUCAGUGGGACCUAUCAUAAGCGACAGAAUUCUACGAAUUAUUUCAAGCUUAACGGCCGCAUGAUCUCUCAUGACGGAGAAGAUUUUGGCUAUGACUUCGUAGACACCGAGAUAGAUGAGUUUGAUGGUGCAAGGAAAAUAACUUCGUUAAAGGCAUAUCCCAUUCAAUAUGAUCCAAAUUCAGAUACCCUCCGUAAGAAUUUGAUCCAACGAGGACGCAAGUAUUUGUCCUUGAUUCGAGCUCUUCCUCAAGCUUUUUGUCAAGAGUAUACUAUGGAUUUUGGCUUGGAAGAUCAUGAAACUUCGAACGGAAGAAUUCAGGCUCAGAAAGCUAAUUUACGUGGUCGUGUCAUGGCGGAUCCCGAGGCAUGGAAGUUCAAUAAUGGUUGGACGGAUCUUGCUACACCAAUAAUUCUGGGAGAAUAUUCUAUCACAGGUAAAGAUCUAGAUUUACAUGAUGACCAAUUGUUGGUUUGCGCGAACUGGAUCAACGGCUUUAGUUUAACCCAUAAGUCUUGGACGACGCUUCUUUUGAUGAAAUCAUUGAAAACAAAGGGAAAGGUUGUUGGAUUGCUCAGUGGUAGUCCUGGUGUUGGAAAAACAUUAACUGCUGAGGCUGUUGCUGAGGUUACCUCUCGUCCCUUGUAUCAAGUCAGCACUGGGGAGCUUGGAAUUGAUGCUGAUAAGGUCGAUAAACGUCUGGGUAUGAUACUAGAGAUCACUACACGAUGGGGUUGUGUUCUGCUUAUCGACGAGGCGGAAAUAUUCCUUGCAACGCGUGGAAACGACCUUGCUCGCGAUACUCUCGUGAGCAUCUUCUUACGAAGGCUUGAAUACUUCAGGGGUGUUUUAAUCUUAACGACAAAUCGGAAGUCAGAAAUCGAUCCAGCUCAGUGCCGUAUACACUUCUCUAUCCACUAUCCUGAUCUAACAGAAAGUGGUCGUGUAACUGUUUGGACUAACUUUAUCGACACCAUCUCGAAGCAAACGGGAACUCCUAGCCUCGAUUCAGCUGAUAUCGAAAAACUUGCUAGACUUGAGUUGAAUGGACGGCAAAUCAAGAAUGCAGUCUCGUGUGCAGUAUCACUCGCAAGAGAGGAAAAAGAGCCACUUUCCGUGAAUCAUAUUGAGAUGAUCUUGAGUAUCACAAAUUUGUGA